ACAUAGUAGUGCCUUGUGGAUAACAGACAUUACGGUAGUAUGCAUGCACGUAUGUUGUGCAUACGAGCGCUGGAUAAGGACUUACUGUAGUGUCGUACCGUGCAAAGAUGAAUUAGACAAUCGUUCAGAUAAAAAAAUCCACAAGCACACCACACAUAGUAGCGUACAAAGUUAGAAAUUAAUUCGUAUCCGGGAAUCAUCAUUCUUGCGCCAUGAAUUCACAAGAGCGAGCCCUGCUAGCUGCAGCCAGGGCUGAACGAGCUGCCUCUGCGAAGACACGGUUCACCAAAUUAAAUACGUCGCAUAAAAAUUUACAGCCAACGCCCAGUGUGUCUACUGAGAAUGCAUCUAAUACCGAACAGAUGGAUGGCAAGAGGUUGCCGAGUGUCGUUGCUAAUAGUAGUGCUACUAAGAAUGCGAACAAGCUGAGGAGAAACGAAACAGUCAGUGCGCAACCGUCCGAGUUCAUUGCUGAUAAUAUCCUCACUCUG
This is a messenger RNA of Sphaeroforma arctica JP610, 491 nucleotides long. RefSeq lists its product as hypothetical. The annotation marks the transcript as partial. The record is from RefSeq and is a predicted model, not a curated record. Lineage: Eukaryota; Ichthyosporea; Ichthyophonida. The transcript has a single exon.